This is a messenger RNA of Rangifer tarandus platyrhynchus (Svalbard reindeer), 1419 nucleotides long. NCBI's taxonomy places the organism in Eukaryota, Metazoa, Chordata, Mammalia, Artiodactyla, Cervidae. The record is from the annotation of a GenBank genome assembly.
AUGGAGCUGAAGGUGUGGGUGGACGGCAUCCAGCGCGUGGUUUGUGGGGUUUCAGAGCAGACCACCUGUCAAGAAGUGGUCAUUGCACUAGCCCAAGCCAUAGGCCAGACAGGCCGCUUUGUGCUCGUGCAGCGUCUCAGAGAGAAGGAACGGCAGCUGCUACCCCAGGAAUGUCCUGUGGGCGCCCAAGCGACCUGCGGACAGUUUGCCAGUGAUGUCCAGUUUGUCCUGAGGCGGACAGGACCCAGCCUCGCUGGGAGGCCCUCCUCAGACAGCUGCCCUCCCCCUGAGCGCUGCCCCAUCCGAGCCAGCCUUCCCCCAAAGCCUCGACCAGCACUGCACCGUGAGCCCUGCAAAGCACUGACCUUCAGCCUGGGGUGCCCUGGGCAGGCCCCCGGGCCUGUGCCACCUGAGCCUCUGGCUCCUGUAGUGCCAGUGCCAGGCUGCUGUGCAGACCUGCAGGGUCUGGAGCGAAGGGUGCGCAGGAACGCAGCAGAGCUGGGCCAGGAGGCCUUCUGGGAGCAGGAGCUGCGGCGGGAGCAGGCCCGGGAGCGUGAGGCACAGGCCCGCCUGCACGCGCUGAGCGCAGCUACAGCUGAGCAUGCGGCAAGACUGCAGGCCCUGGACGCGCAGGCCCGCGCCCUGGAGGCCGAGUUACACCUGGCCGCAGAGGCCCCGAGGUCCCCCUCGCCCACAGCGUCUGUGGCUGAACGCCUGCGCCAGGACCUGGCUGCCCAGGAGCGGCAAAGCAUGCAGGUGCAGGGCAGCCUCGCCCUGGUGGGCCGGGCUCUGGAGGCUGCCGAGCACGCCCUGCAGGCCCAGACCCAGGAGCUGGAGGAGCUGAACCGGGAGCUGCGUCAGUGCAACCUGCAGCAGUUCAUCCAGCAGGCGGGCGCAGCGCUGCCCCCGCCCCCAGGGCCGGACGGGGGCCCUGCUGGCACUCAGGUCAGAGCAGUUCUGGAGGGAGGCCAGGUCAGUGCGGGGCCUGCCCAGCCCCAAGCUGACCUGCUUUUCCCACAGGGUCUUCUGCCUCCAGCCAGAGAAGAGGCCCUCACGGGAGGCCCCCGGAGUCCGGCCCUUGUGUCCAGCCUGAGCCCAGAGACCUGGAUGACAGAGGCGAGCCCGUGGUCACAGAGGACUCUUUCCACCCCCUGGUCUGGGGUGGGCCACAGGCUCCCAGCUCUGAGUUGCAGUCAGGAGAGGCAAGCUUUGUGCCAGCCAGAACCUGGGGGGCUCCAAGACCUGGGUGCAACCACGCAUGUUGAGGAACAGAGGACAGGACAGCCUAGAUCACAGGGGUCUUCCUGCUUACUCAAGGGUGAGCAAAGCCUGGCAUGGCUAGGUGGGUUGUAUGCCACCCAAAGAUGCCUGCUGAGGACCUGUCACAUCUCAUCACGGGUGCAUGUUUAUUAUGGAUGA